AAGACUAGAUGACUUUACUUCAAACAUGACGUGUGUAGUGUGAUGUUUGUGACGACGUCUCUUGUCUUAAAAUUAAAUAUUACCCUACAUCUUUUGCAGAAAAUUCAGCUUUCUCAACAAGUUGGACCAUGUCUUUCAGCAUUACCAUGAAGUGGCCUUUGCCUUCCCUUAUUGUGUGUGCAAUAAUCCUUACAAACAUGACCUUGGACUCCCUCGCUCUGCCCGCCGUAUUGAGAGACAGUGGAAAACUGAAAAUGGAUGGCAAUAAGAGUGGCAACGAGAUAGACAACCAAGAGCUCAAUCCAGAAUUAUUUCCGAACAACCACAUUGAUGCCGUUAAGAUGGAGAGGAAUGGAGCGUUGAAUAAAGAAUUCCAACAGGAGCUGUUCUGGGGACCCGCCCACGAGGAGAUGAACGAUGUGCAGGAGGAGGAAGGGAGGCAGCGGCUCAACGAAAUUUUCAAAUUGGCUGAUAAAGAUGGGGAUAACUAUUUAACGCAUGAUGAGCUUACAGCGUGGAUCGAGGAGAAGACAGCCGAGCAUUACAGUGAAGCUGUUUCAUCUAGCCGUCAAGGCUUUCCCUCGGUAGAUACCAACAAAGAUGGGUUUUUACAGUGGGAUGAAUACAGGGAACAAUUUUUCAGGUAUAGAGGUAUAGAUGAGAUGCAGCUAAAGGCGUAUCGGGAAGGCAAGAUCAGCAUUGGUGAAACAUUAGAAGAGGACUAUGCCAUGUAUCGUGAUCGAUGGGACAGGGCGGAUGAGGAUAAUGACAAUGCUCUGAGUAUCGAGGAGUUCUUGGCAUUCCUUCAUCCUGAGCAUUGUAAGAGCAUGGUGAGCAUGCUAGUGGAAGAAGUCCUACACGAUCUCAAUAAAAACUUGGAUCAGGCUCUGAACCUCAGAGAGUUCCUUGCCCUUCCCGAUGAUGAGCAGUAUGACGUUGAUAAGAUAGCGGAGAAAGAGGAGUGGGUCCGAGAACGAAAGAAGGAGUUUGAAGAAAAUAUUGACCUGGAUGGAGAUGGGAUAGCAGACUUCGAAGAGUUGUCGAAAUACAUGGACCCUAGGAACAAACAGCAUGCCGAGAGCGAAGCAAGGCAUCUGAUGGGAGUCGCUGAUUCAGAUGGAGAUGGCAAGCUAUCAGCCAGGGAAGUUAACAACAGUUACUUUGUUUUCUUGGGCAGUAAAGUCUACAACUACGCCAGAAAUGUCCACGACGAGUUCUAGACCGAUCGUCAGGUUCAUCUGUCAUGACGUCUGUCAUAAAGUACUAGUAUUACUACAGUGCCCGGGGGAGAGGGGGUGGGGGGCACUCACAUAUAUUGGUGGUACGGGGACGUGCCGCUUUGACAACCCCCUUUUUAAGACCUAAUUUUAAGUUCUCUAGAUACUACGAAUGAUAAAAGUUCAGUUCAGAAGCCGCCCAGCCCCGCUCGCAAGACCCCCGUAUGAGUUCCCCAGCCCUGGCAAAAUAAGCCAGUUCGCAGUUCCUUUCUGCACAUGGUCAAAGAUUCUGCGCAUGAUCAGAGGAAGGUCAUUUGUACUAAAGUGACAUGGUGGUUUAAAAUCAAAUGAGGUAAGCAC
This is a messenger RNA of Lytechinus variegatus (green sea urchin), 1577 nucleotides long. It is a transcript of the gene sdf4, whose product is annotated as 45 kDa calcium-binding protein-like. NCBI's taxonomy places the organism in Eukaryota, Metazoa, Echinodermata, Echinoidea, Temnopleuroida, Toxopneustidae. The transcript has 7 exons. Gene Ontology annotation, molecular function: calcium ion binding. Gene Ontology annotation, cellular component: endoplasmic reticulum. Bases 129 to 1220 code for a protein of 363 amino acids. Gene Ontology annotation, biological process: calcium-ion regulated exocytosis. The record is from RefSeq and is a predicted model, not a curated record.